AUGGGUUCUGGUUGCAGAUGGUUAUAUCAGAAGGCCAAAGAAGAUCUUUCCUUAAUUAUCUUUAAAAUCACAGUUAACCAUCAUGUACCAACUUUAUAUGAUUUAUAUAUAAUUUGCCAAAUUUCUCAACCCCAACAAAGGGCAAAUACUAAUAGAAGAAAAUCGAAUUUCAGUGGUUUCGAGGAUAUGUCUGAUUGGUUUAAAGAACGUAAUCCAGAAAAGCAUCGACAAAAUGCCGAAAAAUGGCAUCAAUGUAAAUCUAAUGAUGAAAGAAAACAACAUGUUUCUGCUACUU
Molecule: messenger RNA, 295 nt
Organism: Racocetra fulgida
Lineage: Eukaryota; Fungi; Glomeromycota; Glomeromycetes; Diversisporales; Gigasporaceae
Source: the annotation of a GenBank genome assembly